This is a messenger RNA of Notodromas monacha, 1574 nucleotides long. The record is from the annotation of a GenBank genome assembly. NCBI's taxonomy places the organism in Eukaryota, Metazoa, Arthropoda, Ostracoda, Podocopida, Cyprididae.
GGUAAUCUGCUCAAUGAUGGGCAUCAGACAAGGCGGCAGAUUUUUGCCGAAGACGGAGUCGACUUUUGGACCGGGAAUCGGACCGAUUUGGCUUGACGAACUGGAAUGCAAUGGUGAGGAAAGCAGUGUGGCUGAGUGCAUCCACGAAGCUUGGGGCGCAGGCAAUUGUCGACACGACGAGGACGUGGCUGUCGAGUGCUUCGACACCUCAUCGGAACUUGUCACAGACACGAGACACUUCUGCGACCUAGGCCCGCAAUAUUGCCAAACGUGUGCGGAUUGCGAGAUGUUGACGAGAUUUCCGGCACAACAUCUGCAAAUCGACGAGGAAAAGUCAUCGCUGGUAGGACCACGACUCCUGGGGCUCAUCCUUGGCAGACAAGGCGGCAGAUUUUUGCCGAAGACGGAGUCGACUUUUGGACCGGGAAUCGGACCGAUUUGGCUUGACGAACUGGAAUGCAAUGGUGAGGAAAGCAGUGUGGCUGAGUGCAUCCACGAAGCUUGGGGCGCAGGCAAUUGUCGACACGACGAGGACGUGGCUGUCGAGUGCUUCGACACCUCAUCGGAACUUGUCACGUCGACGGCAAACCCUUCGUCAGGACACGAGACACUUCUGCGACCUCGGCCCGCAAUAUUGCCAAGCGUGUGCGGAUUGCGAGAUGUUGACGAGAUUUCCGGCACAACAUCUCCAAAUCGACGAGGAAAAGUCAUCGCUGGUAGGACCACGACUCCUGGGGCUCAUCCUUGGCAGGCGAGUCUGCGGAUCCGAUCCGGAACGAAAAGCACUCAUUGGUGCGGAGCCGUGAUUGUGAGUCCAAAUCACGUCAUUACGGCUGCUCAUUGCUUGGAAGAUUACCCAAAGAAAGCGUAUGUCAUCAGAGUUGGCGACUACGACACUCAAGUGGAAGACCUUGAAGAACAAGAAUUUCAUAUUGAGGAAAUGUACACUCAUGAGAAGAAACACGAAAGCAUCAGAUACAACAACGAUGUUGCUCUCAUCAAGCUCAAGUCCUCCAGGGAAUCAUUCGUCGGAUCAGCCAUCAAAUUUGGCACGAAGGUACAGGCGAUUUGUCUGCCUGACCCUGGCUCAGCGGUGUAUUCCCCUGGCCGGAAUUGCACCUUAUCUGGUUGGGGCAGCACUGGUGUCAGUUACGCCUUCAAGUUGCAAUCCGCCACAGUGCCAAUUUUAGCGGACUCGGCUUGUCGACAGCCAAAUGUCUAUGGAGAUAGGAUCACUACUGGAAUGUUUUGCGCUGGCUUUCUUACUGGCGGAAUCGAUUCUUGCCAAGGUGAUUCCGGUGGCCCACUGACGUGCGUCGAUGACGGAGUUCAUUAUCUGUACGGAAUCAUUAGCUGGGGUCAUGGAUGCGCCCAACCGAAUCGGCCUGGGGUCUACACGAAAGUCACACAUUAUUUGGGCUGGAUAUUUGAGCAUUUGAACCUAUGAAAAACUGAAUUUGUGCAAAAUUUCUUUGUGUUUUUUUGUGAGCUUUGAAUAUGUAAUUUUUUUAAAGGAACGACAAGGCAAGGAAAUAUAACAUCGAGAAAAAAAAAACUCUCGAAAAAUACUGCAA